AUGUUUUCACCAUUGGUUUCUUGGAUUUUGUCAACCUCGUCUUCUUCCUCCUCAUCAUCAUCUGAAGAAGAAGACGAACAUGAAAAUCUUGACAUUAGCAAUGACGAAUCAGACUAUGAAAACUUUCAAAACGACAAUGUUGAAGACCAAAUGGACGAUGUGGAUGAUGACAACAUUCCCAUUGGACUUGCCAUUUCUGAUGCCUCCCCCGCUGUGACGGUGGCCUUGCCUGCCCCUAUAGAUUACACAAACACUGCCACCACUACUAAAGAAACGCGCUCAAAACGUCAACACAACAAGUAUUCUGGUGGGGCGAGACAAUAUCAACGGAUAUGGACGAAGCAAGAUGAGAUAGAAUUGUUGAAGGGAUAUCUGGAUUACAUCAAGCAACAAGGAAGAACAACCACUACUCUUCAAAGCCACGUAGCUUCGUUCUAUGAUCAACUUAUGCCAAAAUUCAGCGCGGAUUUUAACAGGAACCGGAUUGUUGAGAAGCUACGUAGGUUAAAAAGAAAACACAAGAUGGUUUUGGACAAAUGCAAAGAUGUUCAGGUUUCUUUCAAGAGCUCCCACGAACAAGCCAUUUUCGAUAUUUCCAGCAAGAUUUGGGGCAAUGACACAGACCAUGAUGUUUUGGAAGUUGAUGAAUCUAGACCUGUUCCCGACAGUCUUGAUCUUAUUGACAACAUUAAGAUGAAAGCUGAACAUGUUGACAAUUGUGAAAAAACGGACAAUAGGGUGCACAAGCGUGCGAGGCUCGCAGCAGACAAUGAUGAUGCUACUACUAGUAUUCAUAGAUUCAUUGAGGAAACCAUGAGGUCCUGUUUCUCGCCAUUGCUGAAGGAACUAUUGGAUGAUGCUCCGGCAGAGCCACUCGACGUGUUGCCAAUGUUGUUAUCCACCGAAGAAGCGAGAGAUGAACAAUUGUUAAAACGGAGGAUUUUGGAGCUAGAAGUGUAUUUGGAUCGGUUGGAGUUGUUGCAGGGUCAGAUCAAGACUAGGUUGGAGGAUUUGAGGUCUAGCUUAGGUUGA
This is a messenger RNA of Vicia faba (fava bean), 1032 nucleotides long. NCBI's taxonomy places the organism in Eukaryota, Viridiplantae, Streptophyta, Magnoliopsida, Fabales, Fabaceae. The record is from the annotation of a GenBank genome assembly.